AUGAGUGACUCGGACGCUAGUUCCGAUGACGAGCGCCCAACGAACUUGGCCUCGUCUGGGUCUGAUUCUGAGCCGGAGCCAACUAGAAAAAGAGCGAUCGAGGACUCCGACGAUGAUGACGAGGACAAGGCUGAGGAAGAAGAAGAAGAGGAGGAAGAGAUCGAAGAGCCGAGGCCGAAGAAAAAGCGAAAGAAGCGACGAGACAGAGUGAGGGAAUUUUUCGACGACGGCGCAGACGUCGCCUCGUCUGACGAAGAUAGCGAGGGAGACGGAUAUGGCUUCGAAACGGAACAAAAAGAAGCGGAAAAUCUUGAGGAAGAGAUUUACAAAAACUCCCGUCUCAAUCAACAACGAUACGAGGAUGUUGACGAAGCUGAGAUUUUGGCGCGGCUCGAGGAGCGCUACGCCGCUCCAGCUGGAACCGCUGAUCGUCGACAGGAGUACGACAGUUUCGUCGACAAUGAUAUCUCUGAGAACCAGCUUCUUCCUGACGUCCACGACCCCAACUUGUGGAUUGUCAAAUGCGUUAUUGGCACAGAAAGGGAGAAUGCGCUGAAGUUGAUGAAGAAGUUCAUCUUCCAACAGAGCAAGGAAUCCCCGUUGCAGAUCAAGUCCGUUGUCGUUCCUGAAUCGGCCAAGGGAUUCAUCUACAUCGAAGCAUUCAAGCGGACUCAUGUCAAACAAGCUGUGGAAGGCAUCAAUGCCUUGCGUCCUGGCGUCUAUGAGCAGCAAAUGGUUCCCAACACAGAAAUGAAGGAUGUCUUGCGAGUCAUCAAGACCCAAGCUGCUCUCAAGGAAGGCAUGUGGGUGAGAAUGAAACGAGGAAUCUACAAAGACGAUUUGGCGCAAGUAGAUUAUGUUGAGGAUUCGCAAAAUCAAGUUUGCGUCAAAAUGGUGCCUCGUAUCGACAUGCAAAAGUUCCGAGGCUUCCGAGCGAGUGAGAAUAAAUCGAGAAGUAGAGCGAACGCGAGGCCACCACAAAAGCUCUUCAAUGAGGAUAAUAUUCGAGCUAUCGGUGGAGAAUUCACUAACGAUGGUGACUUCCUCAUCUUCGAAGGAGCUCGAUACUCGCGAAAAGGUUAUCUGUACAAGACGCUCAAGAUGGACCUGAUUCAAAUCGAAGGAGUAAAGCCAACUUUGUCCGAGUUGGAAAAAUUCGAAGAUGAUCCCAACAGAGCCGAUGUCGAUUUUGAACCUAUGAGUAAUAAAUCAGGCCGUUCGCACAACUUUGCGCCGGGAGAUAUGGUCAUUGUUGCUGAAGGAGAACUGGCAUAUUUGGAGGGUAAAAUCAUCUCCAUUUCUGGCAACAAAAUCACGAUGAUGCCAAAGCACGAGGAUUUAAAAGAAGCGCUAGAGUUUCCAGCGAAUGAGCUGCGAAAAAAUUUCAAAGUUGGAGAUCAUGUCAAGGUCAUUACGGGAAGAUAUGAGGACGAAACUGGUCUGGUUGUUAGAGUUGAGGAUACUGUCGUUGUUGUCUUCAGUGACACGACAAUGCACGAGCUGAAAGUGCGCCCAGAAGAUCUUCAGGCAUGCACAGAGAAAUCCUCUGGCGUCGACAAGAUGGGAAAAUUCAAGCUCGGAGAUAUGGUGCAAAUUGACGCGCAAAAUGUUGGAGUCAUUGUCCGCCUUGAAAAGGAGGCGUUCCAAAUUCUUAACCAAAGAGGUAAAGUGGAGCGAUUCCGAUCGGCGACGAUUCAGAGACGGAGAGACUCGCACAAUGCGGUCGCACUCGAUGGCGAGCAAAAUCCAGUUAGGCGAAAUGAUAAGGUCAAGGUGAUUGAUGGGCCACAUAACGGGAAAGAAGGAGAAGUCAAGCAUUUGUACAGAGGCUUUUGCUUCAUCUACAAUCGAAAGCACAUUGAUUCUGGUGGUAUGUUUGUUGCGAGAGCUCGACAUCUUUCGCUGGCGGGUUCCAAUUCGGGCGCAAUCGCCUCUAAUCUCGUCCCCAUGUCGCCAAGAAUUGCUCAAUCCCCGCAGCGAAACGACGGGGGAGCAACUCCUGGUCGAGGCACUCCAGGAAAGCGCGGCGGUGCUGCUGCUUCUGCUCAGAGGUCGCAGCGUGACACGAAAAUGAUCGGUCAGACCAUUCGAAUCAUUAAAGGGCCAUACAAGGGUCACAUCGGUAUUGUCAGAGAUGCUACACCUAACGACUGCCAGAUUGAAUUGCACUCUGACUGCUUCAAGCAUAUCACAGUCAAAAAGACCAAUCUGACUCACGUGGAUUCACGCGGCAGAGGACCUGGAGGAAACUCGACUCCUUUCGGAAGAACACCUGCUCAUGGCUCGCACACUCCUGCCUAUCACAGUGGCGCAAGAACUCCAGCUUAUGGAUCUACAACACCGCGUGCUGAUGGUUCAAGAACUCCUUCUCAAUGGGACGGUGGGAGAACACCCCAGUACGAUGGCGGAAGAACUCCGCGUGGAGAAGAAAAUCCUUGGAAUUCCAAAGUUGCGAAUACACCGAGAGACGACAGCUUCGGAGACAGUUACGAUACUCCACAAACUCCUGGAACACCAUUCGAGAGUCGCCAAUCCGAUUAUGCUCCUUCACCACAGUAUGCUCCACAGACACCGAGCUACGACCAGAGCUCUACUCCUUACAGCAUAAAUCCAUCCCCAUCACCCGGUCCUUACUCGGACACUAUCACUCCUUCACCAGCUUAUGGAUCGUCUGGUCCUACACCUUCUCCAGGUUACAAACCAACACCAUCACCAGGUGGCUACGACGUCAGCCCGUCACCAAAUGCAUUCACGCCAAUGAAUUACUCGCCUUCAAUGUCGCCAAUGUUCGGCCAAGGCGACGGAAAUAUCAACAAUGUGGAUUGGCACUCGGAAGACAUUGAAGUAACCAUCAAGGACUCUCAUGAUGAUGCAGGUUAUCGUGGAAAGACUGGAAUCAUCAAAACUAUCAGUGGACAUGUUUCAUCCGUUUGGGUUCCAGAUCUUGACCAGACUGUAUCUGUUGGAAACGACAAUCUUUCGCCUGUGCAGCCACAAAAGAACCACAAGGUCAAGGUGUUGCACGGCGACGACCAAGGCCACACCGGAGAGCUCAUCUCUAUCGACGGCAAUGACGGUAUCGUUCGAAUGGAUGCCGAUCAGCAACUCAAGAUUCUCCAGCUCAAGUUCCUCGGCAAAAUUGGAACUGCUGGCUCUAGUUAA
Oikopleura dioica is the source of this 3162-nucleotide messenger RNA. The record is from the annotation of a GenBank genome assembly. NCBI's taxonomy places the organism in Eukaryota, Metazoa, Chordata, Appendicularia, Copelata, Oikopleuridae.